AUGGCCACCGAAGGCCGGUCAUCACAACCUCCAGCCGAGGACAACACCUCGACGCCGGCCGACGAGAACGGCGAAAACACCCAGCCCCAGCCGGAAUCCUCUCAAGUACCACCGCAAUCAUCCCCAGAUGGCGCAGAACCGGGUGCGCCGGCCUCACCGCCCCUACCGUCCCGGCACACGGCGGCGACGCCCGGGCCGCGCGCGCAGCGCUUCCAGGAGAUGUUCGGCCUCGCGCUGAACCACACCCUGACCAAGAUCUCGCCCGAAAACUUCGCGUCCUGCUACCCGACGGUGGCGGCCCAGGCCCCCGGGGUCCUGGGCCAGGUGCAGCGCGCCAUGGUGGACCGGUUCGCGGACCUGUGCAACCAGGAGUUCGGCCGCGUGCAGGCGCGGUACAGCGUCGUGCCCAAGCUGAACGAGCUCGAGGCCCUGGUGUCGGACGCGGAGCGGCGGCGGCGGGCGCAGGCGCAGGCGGCGGCGAGGAGGAAGGGCAAGGGCAAGGGGAAGGAGAGGGCCGCCGGGGAGGGCGAGGACGACGACGAGAACGCCAGGAAGCAGCCCACGCCGCCGCACCUGCUGCCCGCGGACGCGAUCCUCGCUGCCCACCUCGCGCCGCACCUGGCGAGCCAGCAGAGCCAGAUGAACGCCAAGCUGCAGAACACGCAGGCCGCCAACGUCGCGCUGUGGGGGGAGAUCCAGAGGCAGCGGGCUGAGGUGGAUGAGCUGGGGGCGCUGGAGCGGGCGCUGGCCGACGUGGACGGCGCCGCGGCUCUUUUGGACGAGGUGCCGGCCGAGGAGCUGGCGAGGGAGUCGAGGACUGUGGAGGCCGAGAUGACGGAUGUGUGA
Molecule: messenger RNA, 846 nt
Organism: Diaporthe citri
Lineage: Eukaryota; Fungi; Ascomycota; Sordariomycetes; Diaporthales; Diaporthaceae
Exons: 1
Coding region: 1-846 (281 amino acids)
Biological process (GO): chromosome segregation
Cellular component (GO): MIS12/MIND type complex
Source: RefSeq, a predicted model, not a curated record